This is a messenger RNA of Hypomesus transpacificus, 6706 nucleotides long. RefSeq names its product CF transmembrane conductance regulator (gene cftr). NCBI's taxonomy places the organism in Eukaryota, Metazoa, Chordata, Actinopteri, Osmeriformes, Osmeridae. Gene Ontology annotation, cellular component: apical plasma membrane; plasma membrane; cytosol. The transcript has 27 exons. Bases 297 to 4817 code for a protein of 1506 amino acids. The record is from RefSeq and is a predicted model, not a curated record. Gene Ontology annotation, biological process: chloride transmembrane transport; bicarbonate transport. Gene Ontology annotation, molecular function: chloride channel activity; ABC-type transporter activity; ATP binding.
CUCUCUCAAACCUCUGCGUUUUCACUGUCGUUCGAACUCGAGGCUAUGACAAGCUGUGCUCUCACAAGUGUGUGAGCCACCGGGGUGUGAACAGAGGACAGUGUAAUUUAGUUGCCACCACUCGCACUUGGGAAGAGACUGUGUAGUCAGUGACAUCACUGCGCAUUUACAAUAGACUCAAGGUAGAGAGCAGAGCAAAACAAGAAGACAUACGAAAAAGCAGGGGACCGCGCGAGGGCCACCAAAUGUAAACUACACAGCGAUACAGGUGCAGUGAAAUUGGCGGCGCACUUAGGAUGCAGAAGUCACCUGUGGAAGAUGCAAACUUCCUCUCCAAGUUUUUCUUCUGUUGGACAUCCCCAUUGUUAAGGAAGGGCUUCAAAAAGAAGUUGGAGUUGACAGACGUUUACAAGGCACCUUCGUAUGACCUCGCAGAUAACCUUUCCGAAAGACUAGAAAGAGAAUGGGACCGAGAAGUAGCUUCGUCCAAGCAGAAGCCUCGGCUCAUGCGAGCUAUCUCCCGCUGUUUCCUGUGGCCGUUUCUUUUUUAUGGAGUUCUGUUGUACUUUGGGGAGGCCUCCAAGACAGUCCAGCCCCAGCUUCUGGGGCGAAUCAUUGCUUCUUUCGACCCUUUCCAUGCCCCAGAGAGGGAGCAGGGCUACUACCUGGCUCUGGGCCUCUGCCUGCUUUUCACUGUGCGUUUCCUCCUCCUCCAGCCCGCCAUCUUUGGCUUGCACCACCUGGGCAUGCAGAUCCGCAUCGCCCUAUUCAGUCUAAUCUAUAAAAAGACUCUGAAGCUGUCAAGCCGUGUCCUGGAUAAGAUCAGCACAGGUCAGCUGGUUAGCCUAAUGUCUGCCCACCUUAACAAGCUGGACGAGAGUCUGGGCCUGGCACACUUUGUGUGGAUCACCCCUCUCCAGUGUAUCCUCUGUGUGGGGCUGAUCUGGGAGUUGAUCGAGGUCAACGGCUUCUGUGCCCUGGCUGCCCUAACCCUGCUGGGCAUCGUCCAGGCGUGCCUCUCCCAGAAGAUGGGCCCUCACAGGGUGAAGAGAGCCGGUAUGAUCAGCCGCCGUCUGGCUCUCACCUCGGAGAUCGUGGAGAACAUUCAUUCAGUCAAAGCUUACGGCUGGGAAGAAGUCAUGGAAACCAUCAUCAAGAAUAUCAGACAGGGCGAGAUGACGCUGACACGCAAGAUUGGUUCCCUGCGCUACUUCUAUAGCGCCUCUUACUUCUUUUCGGCCAUCCUGGUCAUCGUGUCGGCCAUCGUUCCGCACGCGCUCAGCAAAGGCAUUAUCCUGCGCCGCAUCUUCACCACAGCCUCCUACUGCAUGGUGCUGCGCAUGACCCUCACCCGCCAGCUGCCCGGCUCCAUUCAGAUGUGGUACGAUACCCUGGCACUGGUCAAGAAGAUAGAGGAAUAUCUCACCAAAGAAGAAUACAAAGUGUUGGAGUACAACCUCACCACAACUGAAGUGGAGCUGGUGAAUGUCUCUGCUUCUUGGGAUGAGGGCAUAGGGGAGCUUUUUGAGAAGAUCAAGCAAGAGAACAAGGCCAACAGUCACCCAAAUGAUGACGCCAGCGUCUUUUUCACCAACCUGUAUGUUACUCCUGUCCUAAAGAACAUCAGCCUGUACCUGGAGAAAGGCAAGAUGUUGGCGGUGGCUGGCUCCACCGGCUCUGGGAAGAGUUCUCUGCUGAUGAUGAUUCUUGGGGAGCUGGUCCCUUCAGAAGGGAAGAUUCGACACAGCGGACGGAUCUCAUUCUCCUCUCAAACUUCCUGGAUCAUGCCAGGAACCAUCCGUGACAACAUCCUGUUUGGGCUGGUCUACGAUGAAUACCGCUACAGUUCAGUCAUCAAAGCCUGCCAACUAGAAGAGGACCUGGCCCUGCUACCAGAGAAAGACAAGACUUCCCUUGUAGAGGGUGGGGUGACUCUCAGUGGGGGUCAAAGGGCACGUAUCAGUCUUGCCAGGGCUGUGUACAAAGAUGCCGACCUCUACCUAUUGGAUUCGCCUUUCACACACCUGGAUAUAGUGACAGAGAAGGAGAUCUUUGAGAGGUGCUUUUGUAAACUCAUGGCCUCUAAAACACGUAUAGUGGUCACCAGCAAACUGGACCACCUCAAGCGGGCCGACAAGAUUCUGCUGCUCCACAAUGGCAUCUGCUACUUCUAUGGCUCCUUCUCUGAGCUUCAGGCACAGCGCCCGGACUUCAGCUCACUACUCCUCGGUCUCGAGGCCUACGACAACAUAAAUGCUGAGAGGCGAAGUUCCAUCCUGACCGAAACCCUCCGCCGGGUCUCUGUCGACGAAUCGGCCGGUCUACGAGGUUCUGAGCCCUUUCGCCAAUCCUUCCGCCAGCACCCACCGCCUAUCAUUAUCGCUGGAUCCCAAGGCACGCCCGGAGUUGACGGUCACACGGAGAAACGUAAACAGUCCCUCAUCCUCAACCCACUAGCAGCCGCCCGCAAGUUCUCCUUCAUUGGAAACUCCCAGCAAAACGCUAAUGGCCCUUCGAACACCAUUGAAGACGGAGUACGGGAACUCUCUGAGCGCAAGUUUUCAGUUGUUCCUGAAGAUGACCAAGUGGAGGAAGUUCUGCCCAGGAGUAACCUGUACCACAACGGGCUGCAGCAGCUCAGCGGGCAGCGGCGCCAGUCGAUGUUGUCAUUUAUCACCAAUGCCCAGGGACAGGGCCAGAGAGAGCACCUACAGUCCUCCUUCAGGAAGAAACUGUCCAUUACACCUCAGUGCGACCUGGCCUCAGAGUUAGACAUCUACGCUCGGCGCCUCUCUAAGGACUGUUCGUACGAUAUCAGUGACGAUGUUAACGAGGAGGACAUGAAGGAAUGCUUUGCCGACGAGAAGGAGAACGUCUUUGAGACGACCUCGUGGAACACCUACCUGCGAUACAUCACUACAAACGGGAACCUGGUCUACGUCCUUAUCUUCAUCUUUCUGGUGUUUGUGAUAGAGGUUACUGGCUCCGUCCUUGGCAUAUUUCUCAUUACAGAUAAGAUCUGGAGUGAAGAGGCCAACCCUUUGGCAUCAGACUUUGUUGACACACAGCACCCCAACAGCUCACAGUCCAAUUCCCAGCUGGGUGUCAUCGUCACGCCCACCAGUGCGUAUUACAUCAUCUACAUUUACGUGGCGACUUCCGAGAGCGUGCUGGCGUUGGGCUUCUUCCGAGGCCUCCCAUUGGUCCACACGCUGCUUACCGUAUCCAAGAGGCUCCACGAACAAAUGCUGAGCGCCGUGCUCAGGGCACCGAUGGCCGUCCUUAACACCAUGAAAACUGGUCGGAUCAUGAACAGGUUCACCAAAGACAUGGCCACCAUUGAUGACAUGCUGCCUCUAGUGCUGUUAGACCUCAUUCAGUUGACGUUGAUAGUCCUGGGGGCCAUCUUCACCGUGUCCAUCAUGCGGCCGUACAUCUUCAUCGCUGCCAUCCCCCUGGCCUGCAUCUUCCUGACCCUUAGGAAGUACUUCCUGCGUACAGGACAGCAGCUCAGACAGCUGGAGGCGGAAGCCCGCAGUCCCAUCUUCUCCCACCUCAUCAUCUCCCUGAAGGGGCUGUGGACCAUCCGGGCGUUUGGCCGCCAGUCCUACUUCGAGACCCUGUUCCACAAGGCGCUCAACACGCACACUGCUGUCUGGUUCCAGUACCUCUCCACGCUGCGCUGGUUCCUCUUUCGCUGUGACAUCAUCUUCGUCUUUUUCUUCUCCGCCGCGGCCUUCAUUGCUGUAGGAACCAACCAGGAUAAGCCUGGGGAGAUUGGCAUCAUCGUAGCCCUUGCCAUGCUCAUUCUGGGGACUUUCCAGUGGGCUGUUAUCACCAGCAUUACUGUGGAUGGACUGAUGCGGUCGGUGGACCGAGUCUUCAAGUUCAUCGACCUGCCGUCGGAAGAGCCUCGGCCCAGCGGGGGUAAAGGCCUGGACCUGGUCAUCAACAAUCCUCACGCCCAGGAGAACUGGCCCAACCAGGGCCACAUGGACAUCCAGGGCCUGACGGUCAAGUACACGAAGGCUGGCCGGGCCGUGCUGCAGAACCUCUCCUUCACGGUUGAGGGGGGUCAGAGUGUGGGAGUCUUGGGGAGGACAGGGUCAGGGAAGAGCACCCUUCUCUCUGCUCUGCUGCGCCUGGCAUCUACAGAUGGAGAGAUUACCAUCGAUGGAGUCUCCUGGAACAGCGUCUCCCUGCAGACCUGGAGGAAAGCCUUCGGAGUGGUGCCACAGAAAAUCUUCAUCCUUACUGGAACGUUCCGUAUGAAUCUGGACCCGCACACUCGUUACAGUGACGAGGACCUCUGGAGGGUGGCUGAGGAGGUGGGUCUGAAGUCUGUGAUUGAGCAGUUCCCUGACAAGCUGGACUUCCAGUUAGAGGACGGGGGCUACGUCCUCAGUAACGGCCACAAGCAGCUCAUGUGUCUGGCCCGCUCGAUUCUCAGCAAGGCCCGCAUCCUUCUGCUGGAUGAGCCCAGUGCCUACCUGGACCCUAUAACGUUGCAGGUACUGCGGAAGACACUGAAGCAGUCGUUCUCCAACUGCACUGUCAUCCUGUCAGAACACAGAGUGGAACCACUUCUGGAGUGCCAGUCUUUCUUGAUGAUCGAGGGCAGCUCCAUAAAGAGGUACGACUCCAUCCAGAAGUUGCUGAACGAGACCAGCCACCUGAAGCAGGCCAUCAGCCAGGCGGAGCGCCUCAAGCUCUUCCCGCUGCACCGCCUCAACUCCAGCAAGCGCGCCCCGCAGACCACCAAGAUCUCCUCCCUGCAGGAGGAGGCUGAGGAGGAAGUGCAGGACACUCGCCUCUGAGGUGGGGCUGGAGGGUGGAGAACACUCGCCUGGGGUUGGAGUCUGUAGAGAGGGAAAGGGGUGGGAAGCCUUUUUAACUGACAAAGUCAUUUGGGGAAUUCACUUUAAUGAGUCUGAGGCCCAAUAUAAUUACCCUGUAACUAGUGUUAAUGACGUUAGCUCGUGACUUUGUACUAUGAGACAGUAGUCGGCACUAUCUGCUGUUUUCUACAAGACGACUGAUUCGAAAAUAUUUGGGGAAAACAGUUUAUUUCAAAGGGGUAUAUGUAGGCAUGUAUAAAGCAUGUGAAAGAGAAUCUGAGCAUCAUGCAUGCCAUAGAUAUUUUCUAAUACUUUGAUAAAUGCUUUCAACAUUCAUACACUUUUUUUUUGCUUUCAUGUCAUAUUUAUGUUGUUCCUGUCAUGACUUAGCAACAGAAUGUGAAUUUAGGCCACUUUCUGAUGUCCUCCCACAUACAAUGACACCUUGGCAGUCAGGUUUUCUUAGGCUACUCUGUACUAGAGACAGACCUUGCUCAAAUAUAUAGUACAGCACUUUUCAAUACAGACAUUUGUCUAUCUUAAAACAUUCGAUUGGUAGCCUGAGACAGACAAACUAAGAUUACUGUGUUGUUUUCAAACACCUGCUAGGGGGAGGGGGGGUGUUUAAAUGAGCAGGUCUAUAUUUUACUAACAGUCAUGACAGCAAAUGUUGAAAUGACAUUUAUUUUAGAAUUGGAAGCAAUCAGAAAGUGGAAUGAAUUCAUAUACUAUUCCUAUGGACUGUAAUGAAUGUUAAACAACAUAUGUGGAGAUGUCAUGAAUGAUCUCUUGACAUGCUUAUGUAUACUCCUUUCAAGUGAAAUCAAUGUGUUUUGGGUUAUUUACACUCAUGAGCAACACUUGUUCAGUGGUAAUUACAUAGGUGUACUGUGUGUUGUUGCAUAGGUGGUAAAUCGACUUGUAAUUAUGCAAUGAUCUGUAACAGGGCCUGAAAAACCCAGAGAACCAUCUUAAUUCCUCUUUGUUCCCAAUUCUGACCCAAAUUAGACCAAACAUGACUAACUGGAUGCAGUUUCAUGCUUUUAUGAUCAUUCCAAGUGCCUUUGCAGGAUCAUUUUUGAAUAUGGUGAAAUAUAUUUUUUGUUUUAAAUUACUUUUUUGUACUAGUGGCUAUUCAAUCAACAUGUUGAUUGGAACCAUUUUGGGAGAAAAAAGUAGUAUAUACGUGAUGAGUAUAUACACAAUACAUUUGCAUGAAUGAAAGACCUAAAACCUAAUUCAGCAUCAGGAUUUUCCAUUGUCUCAAACUUGAAAGGUAACUGGCUGUAAAUCAAAGUAGGAUGAGGGUGUACCUCUACAUGCUGAUUUGAGAUCAGAUUAGCAUUCUGUUGUUCUGACUAAUCUAGAAACUGCAUUGAGAUUAUCUGGCUGUAGAGCUGCGUUUACAAGGGUCUUUGUUAAAAGUCUACCCACUGUAAAUACACAUGACAGUGAUGGCACGGGUGAUGAUACCAUGCACAAGUGGUUAGAUGCCCUUAUUUUUCUAUGUGUAUGCACUUUAAAAACACCUGAGGUACUCUUUUGCUUUUUCCCCCAUGGUGGUAUAAUAGAGAGGAAAAGUAAAUGAUCGAAUGCUGUAUGAAAACGACACCCUAAUUAUACGUGAUUUGAUGGAAUUCAGAAUUCAAAAUAUUCUCUCUUCUUUUGGCACAUUGUUCCUUAGAGAUCGCUAAUGAUUUUAUAAUACAUUGAUGCGAGAUUUUUUUUCUUUUUCGACAAUGUCAAUUAAAACAAAGCAUGUUCUUAUUCAUAGGAAAUUGACACAAAUGUUGAAACAUGUAUGAAGAUUUCAUGUAUCAAUUUCAUAUCUAUAAUCAGUUAUAUUUCCAGUAAAAAUAUGAUUUUAA